AUGCGAUGCACAUGGAGGGAGGACGACACCUGGACCGCAUACUAUGUCAACAUAUUUGCGGACCGUGAUAUGUUCGUUCGGUUUACUGGUUCUGGCAUCGGACAUGGACCUUGGCAAGUGGACGGUCCAAGCGAUGACGAACCUGGCGAGGAAGGCGCGGAUGAUGAUGGUGAGAGUGAGGAGGAUGAGAGUGAGAGUGAGGGGGAGAACGAGGAGGAGAACGAGGAGGAGAACGAGGAGGAGAACGAGGAGGAGAACGAGGGGGAGAGCGAGGAGGAGAGCGAGGAGAACGAGGAGGAGAACGAGGAGAGCGAGGAGGAGAGCGAGGAGGAGAGCGAGGAGGAGAGCGAGGAGGAGAGCGAGGAGGAGAGCGAGGAGGAGAGCGAGGAGGACGAUCACACGGAGGACUCAAGUCUCAGUGACGCUAAUGCCGACGAGGAUGGUAAUCUCUGA
This is a messenger RNA of Suillus clintonianus, 453 nucleotides long. RefSeq lists its product as uncharacterized. The transcript has 2 exons. Bases 1 to 453 code for a protein of 150 amino acids. Lineage: Eukaryota; Fungi; Basidiomycota; Agaricomycetes; Boletales; Suillaceae. The record is from RefSeq and is a predicted model, not a curated record.